CUUGCAGUCUGAUGCUCGCGUGUGACUGCUGCUCUCUGCUCUGACGCCACAAGUUUUUACAGCAAGUUUCGCUCAUUGGACUUCGAUUAAACUGACCCGGGGAUGGAGGCGUCGAACGCUUGGCUCGGCUGUGUGCUCUUCACUCUUUUAGGGGCUUCUACUGUUGGACUGGAGAUAACCUCCUCAGCAAUGACGUCCAUCGAGAAAGCCAGCGGUCAAAGCGUGAAACUGGACUGCAUGUUCACUUUAGACCCCGCGGAUUCCGGGCCGCUGGAUAUCGAGUGGAGCUUGCUGUCUUCUGACAACCAGAAAGAAGACAAAGUGGUCAUCCUGUACUCGGGCGACAGGUCCUACGAGGACUACUAUGCCCCAAUAAAGGGCCGAGUUCACUUCAACUCAGCUGACCCCAAGAAUGGCGACGCUUCAAUCAACCUGACGGGCCUGAAGUCUUCAGACUCGGGAACCUACCAAUGUAAAGUGAAGAAGGCGCCGGGCAUCCGCAGCAGAAAGAUGCUCCUGAUCGUCAUGGUGAAGCCAUCCAAGCCCAGGUGCCAAGCAGAUGGACCUACACAGGAGGGCAAGGACAUCACUCUCAGGUGCACAUCCAACGAGGGCACCAAGCCCAUGCAAUACAGCUGGGAGAAAACUAGUGACAACAAGGUGCUGCCUGCUUCCGCUCUAAUGGACCCCGUGGGAGGCACCAUUAAUGUGAGGAACGCAUCUGCCAGCGCAUCUGGUACAUACCGCUGCAUCGCCAGAAACCGGGUGGGCACAGAGGAGUGUGUACUGUAUCUCAAUGUGACACCUCCUCCCAAUACUGCCGGCAUCAUCGCAGGAGCCAUAAUCGCGGUGCUGCUGAUGCUCAUCAUCGCCGCCAUCAUCCUCUUCUGCUGCUGCCGUGCUCGAAACAGGAAGAAGUAUGAGAAGGAAAUCUGCAAUGAGAUAAGAGAGGACGUUCCGCCUCCCAAGAGCCGCGUAUCUACGGCGCGCAGCUUCACCGUGGGCAGCCAGCGCUCCUCGCUGGGCUCCAUGUCGCCUUCCAACCUGCACGAGUACGCCCUGAAGACCCAGUAUGACAAGAUCCCGUCAUCGGAAGAAGACAGACCUCCUAGCCACACCCCCAGGCCCCCACCGACUGCCCCCAGGGUGGCAGGGCCCAACCUCAGUCGCAUGGGCGGCAUCCCCGUCAUGAUCCCUGCCCAGAACAGGGACGGCUCCAUUGUUUAACGCCGCCUCUUCUUGCAAAGGGACCAUAAAUGGUAGGUUAGAGGUGGGGGUGGCAGGGCUCAGAGAAGAUGGAGCUGGGACAGGAUGCAGCUCUGACACACAAACAAGACCUUACCGCUAUGAAGACCUUACCGCUGUGGUGCUGAGAAGAAAAUUGUAAUUUUACUGAAAUCACAGACUUUUUUUUAUAUCAAUCACAAGUCAUUUUAAAGAUGCUGUAUGUUCGUUACAGCUCCUAGCCCCUGAUUAGCUCAUCUGUACAGCCGUAUGAAUGCAUGUAUAUAUAUAGAAGUACAUCUGGAUGUGUGCUUGGACUGACAGUUAAGCCCAAAAUUAUUCAUAACCUGACCAAAGAGUCGAAGUGCAUUUUUAAUUGGCUGGAAAUGGACCGAGAAGGUGUCAACAACUAUAAGAUGUUUAAAAGAAUGUAUACAGCAAAUCGGAGCAUAGUCGUGAUUGGACUGUGAUAAACGCGUACACAAAGACCCGCAAUGCAUGCUGGGAAGCCCAACAGGAAUUUACCCACCGCUGCUUCGUUGGGUUAUUUAACAGGGACGUGAAUCUUACAACUCACGGUUCAGUUCGACUCCAUCUCUUGGGGUGACGAUUCAAUAUGGAAUCGAUUCCCAAUUGAUUUGGUAUUAGGGAUGUCGUGAUAUGAACAUUUCCCAUCAAGGUUAUUGUGACCAAAAUGAUCACUGUUAUCAUCAUAAUGUGCUCAGAAAAAGUACCUAAACACAAACUGAAAUAUUUUAUCCAAGUUUUACAUGAACUAGUGUUCUUACUUAAGAGCUUGCCACUCCAGUAAAUUAGUAUCAGCAGUUUGAGUUUAUCAAAAGUUUUUAUCAGUCACAGUUUUACAAUCAUUUUAAUUUCAAACUGUAAUACUAAACCAUCGGGGGUUUUACCGUUUAUUGUUACGUUCCUACUUGGUUUACUAUGGAUUUGGGAUGAAAAUGGAUUUGCAAACAAAAAAAAUUUGCAAUCAAAAAAAGUUUUACAAAAACCAAAUGUGGAUUGGAUUUGGAAUUGAUCAUCUUUUUUCUGGUUACAAAUCUUUUUUUAUUUCCAAAAAUGUUCUGUCUGUUACUAAUCGUAUUUUUUGCUAACGUCGCAACUUCAAUCUUUUGGGCGGGGCCUCCGCUUCAUAUUACAUUUUAUGUUCAAAGCCUUCUUAUUGGUCAAUCUCGUGUGACCGCUGACUACUUCCACCUUCAACCCAUUUAGAAUAUCAAAGACUCGGAGUUGGCGAUAUUGAGUCAAUUUAAAAGGCUUCUAAUAUUUAAAAAAAAAAUGUUUCCAAAUAAUUUUUUUUUGUACAGUACAGGCCAAAAGUUUGGACACACCUUCUCCUCAUUCAAUGCGUUUUCUUUAUUUCCAUGACUAUUUACAUUGUAGAUUGUCA
Nerophis lumbriciformis (worm pipefish) is the source of this 2632-nucleotide messenger RNA. It is a transcript of the gene cxadr, whose product is annotated as CXADR Ig-like cell adhesion molecule. Lineage: Eukaryota; Metazoa; Chordata; Actinopteri; Syngnathiformes; Syngnathidae. Gene Ontology annotation, molecular function: cell adhesion molecule binding. Gene Ontology annotation, biological process: homotypic cell-cell adhesion. Gene Ontology annotation, cellular component: intercalated disc; bicellular tight junction; basolateral plasma membrane. The record is from RefSeq and is a predicted model, not a curated record.